Messenger RNA from Closterium sp. Yama58-4, 663 nucleotides. The record is from the annotation of a GenBank genome assembly. Lineage: Eukaryota; Viridiplantae; Streptophyta; Zygnematophyceae; Desmidiales; Closteriaceae.
AUGGCGGGCCCUGAUGAGUACUUCAUCUCCAAGUUCUUCCUCGAUAGAGGGGUGCCGUGGACGCAUGUGCACAUGCGUUUCGGAGCCAUAUCAUGGGUGGUGGACGAGGCAUUACAGGGCCAGGCCCCCCCCGUGUUCAUACACUACGUCAGUGAGAAGCCUUGGGUCGCCCCUGCUGCCGCCUCCACCGCCCCUGCUGCCCCCACGCCUGCAGCGCAGCCUUCCUCAGAACCUUCCUCUACAGUGGCCUCUUCUACAGUAGAGACGACGUCUACACCUGCCAAGGUUUCUACAGUAAAACCGUCUUCGCCCCCCGGGGGUUCUACAGUGACGAACUGGUCGGAUUUCUUAGUGUGGGACUCUAUAGCGGAGCAGGUGGUGGGGUUGCUGCAGGCAGCAGGGGAGGAGGAGGCGAGCGCUGCAGGGAGGCUGUUUGCUGGAUUUCUUGUCACCAUUGAGGGGAAAGAAACAUGGUUGCUGCAUGCUCCUGUUGGAAGGGUAGAUGUUCAUGGAGAGGGGCAGGUGAGCGCUGCAGGUGAGGAGCAGGUGGUGGGGCUGCUGCAGGCAGCAGGGGAGGAGGAGGCUGGCGCUGCAGGGAGGCUGUUUGCUGGGUGGGAAGCAAGGAGGAAGCUUCCUGUUGUGUUCCCAGAGAAGCAGGGGUGA